Messenger RNA from Ostertagia ostertagi, 288 nucleotides. The record is from the annotation of a GenBank genome assembly. NCBI's taxonomy places the organism in Eukaryota, Metazoa, Nematoda, Chromadorea, Rhabditida, Trichostrongylidae.
AUGCUUCGAGAAGAGAAGGACGAUGGUAGUGGACGGAUGAGGAAGGAGAUGUGCCGAUGGCCAAAAGCUGCUUGCUGUGUCGAUCGAGCCGUUCGAGAAUGUGUCGAUUCAGCCGUUAUAUUGUUUCAUAUCGAAACGCCUCCAUUCAAUGGUGGUGCGGCUGUGGCUGACUGGAUGCCAUUGCGAUUGAUAGAACAGAUUCUACGGGCUCCCACAUAUCUUCAAGCACAGCACAUUACAGCACACCGGCUCAAUGAGGUAUUCACAGGGUUAUCCCUGUUCUCUUAA